This is a messenger RNA of Linum trigynum, 3608 nucleotides long. NCBI's taxonomy places the organism in Eukaryota, Viridiplantae, Streptophyta, Magnoliopsida, Malpighiales, Linaceae. The record is from the annotation of a GenBank genome assembly.
CGCCACUUGGAUCACAACUAUUGACUAGAUAAAGAAUUGAGACUCUCCUUCCUUCCAAUCCUUGGCAGUGGAGAUAGGCGGCCCAGCCCAGCCCAGCCCAGCUACUAUUCCAACUGUCUCCAGGGGUAUUGCUGACAAAUACGAAGCUACCAAAAUAUUGGAAUGCAAAUUGAAACGGUCUGGUCAAACCUAAUACAAGCAGAGAAUAGAAGAGGUAUCCUUUCAAAUCUUAGUUUUGAUUUCCCCAUCUACCACCAAAUCAACACAGCCUUUUCAUAGUUACGACUUAUUUUAGGAAUAAUAAAAUAUAAACACAGAGAAUUGAAUAACAACAGUACGCUAAAUUAAGUGCAGAAACAAAGGACAGAUGUGGGAAAAGGAAAACUAUGUGCCCCAUAGCAAGACAUUUUCGAUCACGGCCCAUGUUCACAAGCUGAAAGAUAAUUGUUAUGUUCAAUCUUAUGUUCUAUACUUAAUUUGAAGUUGGAUAAAAUACUAGAAUGUCUUUCCUGUUCAAAAAAUAAUAUGAUAUUGUGUCGAUUAAAGUAAAUUAUGUUAACAUAUCAGUGAAUGUGUCUCACAAACACAAAAAUACUAUCAGGUUUUUCUUUUAGUUGGGAACUUCUAAAGUACUCAUUGGAAUGAUCAUGAAGAACUGAAAUUCAAAAUACACCAAAAAAUUUUAACAUUACAAAUGCUAGAGGUUGUAUCGGACAAGCUAGCGAAAUGAUAUUUAGUGAUACAACAAUAAUUUAACCGAUAACAUGCCUACAUGAUACUAUCAUGAAAAUAAUACUAAAAUAAAAUAACAUUGACCAUAACCGGAAAAAAAAAACCAAGUUUCCAAUACCAUUUUGACUAUAUUGUACCGAACGAUAUAAUUUUUUUCUUAUAUUAGAUUUACAUCGUACUAACCUAACUCACAUCAUAACUUUUUUCUAAUCCGACUGUAAUACUUACGAUAUCACAAACCACACGCUUUAACAACAAAUCACAUCUCAAAUUCUGUAGUAUUUUUCGGUCCACUUCACAAUUUGUCUAAACCCUCAACACUCCCCAUCCCUCCUGACUUGAACCAUAUUUCAGAAUGAAGAUUAUCGUCAAAUUAUGCAUGGUCAUAAUACUAAAUUAUUGAAAUGCUCAGAACGAGGGAAAUUAAAAAUGGAAAAGAAAACCCCCGGAUCUUUUCAAUCAUGGAGAUACGGUGUAGUAUCGUAGACGAUUGGGUAGACCAAAGAGUUGUUUCUUUGAACGUUCAAAUCCUCCCCCAACUCGGUCUGGUCCCCAACCCCAGCUCCGGCUUCUAAUUAAAAAACUCUUAAAACCUAAACGCCUAAUUAAUUACUCUAAAAACGCCGCCGUCUCCUCCGCGUUUAGCCGUUUACUUACUACCCUCCCCGCGCCUUUUCCCCCAAAUUUUUUUUUUAAUAAUAAUUUAUAACAAUAAAAAUCAACACGCCGAUACAGUUUGAACGCAUUUCUCCACACGAACAAAACAAACAUGCUGCUUACCUUGAAUGUUGAAUAUUUCACCGUCCAAAAACACCUCCUCUCCUUCUUGGUCCGCAGUCUUCCUUCCUCCCCUUUUGAACGCCGUGUCACUGACUUCCUUCCUUCCUUCCUCUUCAUAUAUAUUCAUCUCUCUUCUUCCCAAAAUCUUAAAACCAACAACGAAUCGAUAAACUCGUCAGAAAACCUUAGAACCAACAAUCAUCGGACAAAAGCAGCAGAAGAAGCACAGCAACAUAUACAUAUUCAGCAAUGGGAUUCGGAUGGAGGAGGAAGAGAAUGAGCAAGAGCAAGAGCCACCACGACAAACCUCACGAUGAGGAUUCGAUUUCGAUUGCCGGCGGUGAAGCGCUGGUUGUUCCGACGCAUUUCAGGUGCCCGAUCUCGCUGGACCUCAUGUCCGACCCGGUCACAUUGUCCUCGGGGAUCUCCUACGACCGGGACGGGAUCGAGACGUGGCUCAAGGCCGGCAACUUCACCUGCCCGGUCACCAAUCAGGUCCUGAUGAGCUUCGACCUGGUCCCCAACCACGCGCUGAGGAGGAUGAUUCAGGACUGGUGCGUUCAGAACUUGAGGUUCGGAGUCGAGAGGAUCCCCACGCCGCGAGUACCCGUCUCCGGCGACGAGAUCGCCGCCGUGCUCGCCCGGCUGGAGAGCUCGGCUAAAAGGCUCGAUGAGUAUGACUGCCGGGAGUGUUUGAGGAAGAUGACCAGCUGGGGGAACGAGAGCGAGCGGAACCGGAUUUCAAUCGCGUCCAACGGCGCCGCCGGCGUGCUCGCCGCCGCGUUCGACGGAUUCGCCAGGGAAACGGUGGAGAAGCGCGCGGUGGUUCUGGAGGAGCUGCUGAGCUCGAUGAGCUGGAUGUUCACGAUGAACAGCCGGGGCGGGGGAAAGGAAGCAGCAGCGGCUCGCGACCGUCUCGCGUCGGCGGAAUCGGUCAAAGCUCUGCUCUGGUUCUUGAAAUCGAACGGCAGCAGAAUCGCCGCCAAGCAGAACUCGCUCGUCGCGCUCAGGGAACUGCUCCUAGCGUCCUCGAAGCGAGAGCGAGUUGCCGAAUCGAUGCUGGAAAUCGAGGAUUUACACCAAAUCCUCUUCGGAUUCCUGAGAUCCCCAAUUUCCCCCGCCAUCACCAAGCUCUCCCUAACCCUAAUCUUCCAGCUCCUCCAGAUCUCGACCUCGAAAUCGAGCGAUCGCUUCAAAUCAUCGCUAAUCGACGCCGACCUCGUGUCGUUCCUCCUGGAGACGAUAAUCGCGUCCUCGAAAGAACGGAGCGUUAGCGAGAAGGCGUUGGGGAUUCUCGACAAGCUCUGUGACGAUUCCAAAGGCAGAGCCGCCGCGUCGGGGAACUCGCUGACGGUGCCCCUGCUGGUAAAGAAGAUCCUGCGGAUAUCUGCGGCGGCGACGGAGUUUUCCGUGUCGGUGAUUUGGAAGCUCGGGAGGUGCGAGCAGAGGGCCCUUGUGGAAGGGCUUCAGGUCGGGGCAUUUCAGAAGCUGGUGCUGGUUCUGCAACUUGGCUGCGGGGAAGAGACCAAGGAGAAGGCGACGGCGACUCUGAAGAUGAUGAAUCCUUUCAGGAACGAGUUCGAGUGCACUGAAUCUCUGGAUUUCAAGAACCUGAAGCGAUCGUUCUGAAAACUGAAAUUAGUGGUGGUGAUUUUUUGGGGGAGGGAUUUGGUAUACCUAGUUAGAAGAUGAUUCUUUGGUGUAAAAAAAAUGUAGUUGAUGAUCUAGUUAGGAGUGAGGAUUAUUUGGUACAUGCAAUACAGUAAGUACGAUACAAUUCUUUUUCACAAAUCAAUAACACCAAUUGUGGGUUAUGAAAAUCAUUGAUAGUUUUCGAUAAAACAAGAGUUAAUGAAACUACCUAAGUUUAUCUUUACCGAUUCAGUUUUACAAUGAGGACAAAAUUUCCUACAUUCUUGCCAUGUGUUUCGUUGCGUGAUUCGAAUAUGGUAAUCAUGAACACUGAUAUGAAGUUUACCGGUUGAAAUCAUUGUGUUUUAUAAUAUAGCAAAAUGGAAAUUCAAAAUGUUCUCCACCAACAAUGAGGUAAUUGAAAAAAUAGAACGAAAAAUCCAGAAUAAUGAUACGAUUAUUGA